Messenger RNA from Geodia barretti, 7421 nucleotides. Lineage: Eukaryota; Metazoa; Porifera; Demospongiae; Tetractinellida; Geodiidae. The record is from the annotation of a GenBank genome assembly.
UGUGAAGGGAGAGGGAGAGGAUAAGGACUACGAGAUGGAAAGAGAGGAGGAAGAGGAAGAUGAGACGACAAUUCAAGAACAGGAGAGACACGAGGAGGGAGAGGGAGAGGGGGAGGGGGGAGAGGAAGUCGACCACCAGGCCGAGAUCGAUGAGCUGAACAAAGAAAAUGAGCUGUCACUGGAGGAGCUACUGGGACUGUACGACCUCAAGAGAAGGUCGGCAACUCCAGACACCACUCUGGACGGAAGCAGUAAACCUGACACCUCAAUAGCAGGAUCAGAUGUAGGUGAGAGUGAAGAAGAGGAGGAGGAGGAGGAAGAUGAGGAGGAGGAGAAGGAGAAGGAGGAGGAGGGGAGACUGGAGAGGGAGCAGUGACGACAGAGGAGGGUUUCUCCGGAGUGGCAGCUGCAGCUGAGCAGUUCCAGCCAAAGGGAAUCACCCUCGCCACUACUGAAGUGAAGACAAAAGUGCCGUUCUUGCUCCGAGGGACACUGAGAGAGUACCAGCACAUCGGACUGGACUGGCUGGUCGCCAUGGACGAACGCAGACUCAACGGAAUCCUGGCCGACGAGAUGGGGCUCGGGAAGACGAUUCAAACUAUCGCCAUGCUCGCUCACCUCGCCUGCGAAAGAGGUAACUGGGGUCCUCAUCUCAUCAUAGUCCCCACCUCAGUCAUGCUCAACUGGGAACUGGAGCUCAAGAAGUGGUGUCCGGCCUUCAAGAUCCUCACCUACUUUGGCUCCUUCAAGGAGAGGAAGCAGAAGAGAGUGGGCUGGAGCAAGUACAAUGCCUUCCAUGUGUGCAUCACGUCGUACAACAUUGCGGUCCAGGAUCACCGUGCCUUCAAACAGAAGAGAUGGAAAUACCUCGUUCUGGAUGAGGCUCAGAACAUCAAGAACUUCAAGAGCCAGCGUUGGCAGACUCUGCUGAACUUCAACAGCCAGAGACGGCUCCUCCUCACUGGCACACCGCUGCAGAAUAACCUGAUGGAGCUGUGGUCCCUGAUGCACUUCCUCAUGCCCACCGUCUUCUCGUCUCACACUGACUUCAAGGAGUGGUUCUCGAAUCCGUUGACAGGGAUGGUGGAGGGAAGCCAGGAGUACAACGAGUCCAUUGUGACACGCCUCCAUCAGGUUCUGAGACCAUUUCUCCUCCGUCGGCUGAAGAUGGAGGUGGAGAGACAGAUGCCAAAGAAGUAUGAACACAUUCUGUCAUGUCGUCUCUCGAAGAGACAGCGGUUUCUAUACGAGGACUACAUGUCCAGGACCAAGACGAGGGAGACACUGGCGGCAGGAAACUACCUCAGUGUCAUCAACAUCCUCAUGCAACUGAGGAAGGUGUGCAACCAUCCAGAUCUGUUUGAGCCACGACCGACCCUCUCUCCGUUCAGAAUGACGGCCAUUCGGUACUACUCUGCCUCUCUCGUCCUCCACGCCAUGCAGUACGACCCCUUCAAGCACGUUUGUCUGGACCACCUCAAUCUAAGACUAGCCGACACUGAAUUCAAAGUCGGGGCCUUCGCGGCGUUCCGUUGCAGCCAGCUCCAGGCGCCCCGGGCCUUCCUUCUGGACCCAUUGUCAGCCCAUCCCAACGAGGUUGAUCUGACUGGAGAGAGAGGCGGACUUCUGGCUGGAGGAGACGAGGGAGAGCUCGGCGACCUCGUCCUGCCAGUUCUGACGUCGGCCCAGGAGGAAUGGGGUAUGGGCAGACACAGACACAUGCACGACAUCAAUAGCCUCCGAUGUCAACGUCAACCCAUGUACGGCCGGGACCUCGUGCACACAAUCCUCUCUCUCUGUCGACAGCCGGACCGGAGGCCCUCCCAACCCUCCUCGUCGUCCCCGGCAACCACUAAUGAGGGGGUGUGGUUGUGGACGGGGUCUCUGGCCUGUGAGAGGGUGAUGACGGGUGUUCGGCCAGAGGAUGGAGGAUCUGGGUCUCUGGCACUGAGCAAGGCUCUCUUGUCCUACCACACCAGGGCCCACAUGAUGGGGGACACCAUUAGAAGGUUCACUAUAGCAGUCCCUCCAACCACAGCUCCUCAGAUCUCUCUCCACUGCCACCACCCCCCUCCAUCCCACGCCCUGCGAGAGAUGGAGCUGGCCGACGCCAUUUCCCGCCAUCUCUCCCCCGCCUCCUCCCUCCUCCACACCGCGGCCACCGCAGCCUCUCUUCAGUUUCCUGAGACAAGACUCAUCCAGUAUGACUGUGGGAAGCUACAGAUGCUGGACUCUCUGCUGCAGCAGCUAAAAAUGGGGGCUCACCGUGUCCUCAUCUUCACGCAGAUGGCUCGCAUGCUCGACGUCCUCGAGAUCUUCCUCAACUACCAUGGCCACACCUACCUCCGUCUGGAUGGCUCCACCCCUCCACUCAAGAGACAGUUCUUGAUGGAUCGAUUCAACCGUGACAAGAAGAUAUUCUGUUUCAUCCUCUCCACCCGGAGUGGUGGGCUAGGGGUUAAUCUGACCGGUGCCGACACGGUGGUGUUCUACGACUCAGACUGGAACCCAACCAUGGACGCACAGGCUCAGGACCGCUGCCAUCGCAUCGGCCAGACCAGAGACGUACACAUUUACAGGCUGGUGUCUGAGAGGACGGUGGAAGAGAAUAUACUGAAGAAGGCGAACCAGAAGAAGCUGCUGGGGGACAUUGCCAUCGAGGGAGGGGCAUUCACCACGGACUUCUUCAGGAAGGCAUCACUGAGGGAGCUGUUCAAGGUGCAGAGAGAGGAGGGAAGAGGAGGAAGGGUUGCCAUGGAAACACCCACGCAGGAAGAGAGCGUGCAGCUGUCUCAGAAACAGAUCGAAGAGAUGCUGGCUGAUGUGGAGGAUGACACGGACGUACAGGCAGCCAGAAUGGCCAGAGCUGAGGAGACGGCCGAGAUGGCGGAGUUUGACGAGACCUUUAGCUCCCAGUCCACCACCACCGCCGGUGCUGCUCCCAGCAAGGAGGGAAAGACGGCGUCGACGGCCGGAGUGGAGUCACAGGUACAGAGCGAGUUUGACAGACUGCAGGAGGAGCUUUCGGGCGUUGAGCAGUACGCCGUGCGCUACCUGGAGUCUGAGAGGGCACACAUCACUAGUCAAGAGCUCCGACUGGCUGAGGAGAACAUCAAACUAGCGAAGAAGGACUGGGAGCUAACUCACCUCCAGAGUCUGAGGGCUGAGGAGGAGAGACUCGCCGAGGAAGAAGCAGAGGAUGUCCUCCUCACCUACGACAGGCCUGAGACUGCCAACAAGAUGAUUGUGGACAGAGAGACUGGAGAUGAGAUGCCGAUGUGGCUACCUCCAACUCCACCAGCCGAAGAGGAAGAUGUAAUUUACGUGGAUCCCAUUCUGAGUUUGACCUAUCACCUCUCUUCUACCAUCAGUCCUGCCGUGUUGGCUGCCAAUGUUCCUUUCCAUGUUGACGACUAUGAUGUAUUUGGUCUGUGGAGACCUCCACCUCCAGUUGUUGAGCCGGUGAAGAAGUCACACCAGAAGUCCUCCAGCAAGAAGAUCAAGGAGAAUGUGAAUGUUCCUCCCUCUCUCUUCUGGCGUCGCAUGGCCGCCGACUCUCUCCCCACGAAGCUGCGGAAACUCACCUCCCACCAUUCCAAGAAGACCAAGAACAAGGAGUCCUUCACUCCCAUUCUGGAGCAGCACCCGGAAGGCCCUGACUGGAUUCCAUAUGAGGACUGGAUACUCCUAAAGUGUAUUACGACCGUGCUAGAGUUCCCACUAUCGCUGACCAUCUCCGUCCCGGCACAAAUCCCUAACUGGAGCAUCGUCUCAGAUCUCACCUCCGCCAUAUCGAAGGUCAAAAGGUCUCCACUGCAGUGCCGGGAGCAUUUAAUGAAUACCGUCAUACCACGCGAAGGACCUGUCGUCAAGGGGGAAGACUCUGGUGACUUGAAGAGACACAGAUCGAAAGACGGAUCUCUGAAGAAGAGCAAGGGGCGCCGGGAGCAACGGACAAAGGGUCUGGUGAUGGCGGACGGCGGGCGAGACCUGACUGACCAGUAUUCAACCAGUUUCAACUGGCUCCUCUCAACCGCAUCCAAGAGGAACCAGCAGUCGAAAUUCGCGUAAGUCUUCCCCACAAGUCCAAGAUUUCACAUUAUUAUUCUCCUCACAGGUGGGAGUCACUGCAGAAGCACUCCAUGCACAGUGAGCUUCUCAAGGAGUAGUAAGUUAGAACUGUCUCUCCCUAACCUCCGCUAUUUAUCCUCUCUCUCUCCUUUCUCUCUCCUCACAGUGGGAUAAUGGUAGACGUUGUCCACUCUCCUGCCAGCAUAGCUCAGCUGAGGGCAGAGAGAAUACAAUCCGUUGCUGCAGCCCGAGCCUACCAGACAGCUACCUCUGGCUACACCAAAGCCACUACACCUGGUCUUGCCACUCCAACUGAUCUCACAAAACUGGGCGGAGCCUUCGGUCUCCCUGGCAACAGAGUUGUGUCUUCAACAGGGGUGCUUCCUCCGAGGGUCCCGCUCCCCCUCCCCACCUCUCUCUCUUCCAGUUCCGCCCUGGCCAACCCUGUCCCCCUCUCCACUGUGGUUUCCUCGCUACCCACGACUACCCUCCCCGUCUCAAACCCCUCCCUUCCCUCCUCCACCCACAUUACCCACCCCCUCACCAGCUCCUUACCAACCUCUACUAUUCAAGCAACUUCUGCGGUCAAAGCAGCAUAUGGCCCUGAUUUAGUUGGGAAGAUUGUACCACUUCAGCGCCACCUCAGCCAGCAACACGCACAAUUUCUUCUUCUAAGACAAAACGCACUCCAACAGCAACAGGUGGGGGGAGGGGCCAACUCGCAGCUAACGACAGCAGGCCUGGGGGGCAUUCCUCGUCUACAGACUCCACCCCAGUCGGUCCUGGGGACCCAAAAAGUGGGCCUCCCUGCAGGGAUCGAGCAGCUGCGACCGUCCGUCCCCUCUCUUCCUCUUCAGCAGCGAUUCACGGCAGCCGUCACGUCUGCAGCCAACGCCAUGAGAAACAUCACCAGUCGCAGUCUGCAGACGGAAGAAGUCCUGGCCCUGUUGAAACAGCAGUCGUUGCGGAUGGCAGCCUGUCAGACGUACCGGGCAGCUCACCCCACCACCCAGCAGCAGAGGGAGAGCGCGGUCUCCGCACAGCUCCAGGCACAGCUGGCAAGACCUGAGCUGGUAAAGUCGGCCAUUGUUCUCACGAGCGAGUCAGCCUCCUCUUUCUCCUCGCAUGCCGAGCAGGGGAAGGCCGGGAAACUGUUGGCUCAGCCGACAGCGAGGGUCGUUCAGGUUCCGAUCACAACUGCCGUUUCUAUCCCUGCAACCCCUUCCUCAUCUGUACCUACUCCCUCUUCUUCCUCCCAGCAGUCCUCGGUGGCCACACCCACCGCCACGCCCACCUCCAGCACUCCUCAAGCUCCACCCACUAGCACUGCAUCCACUAAUGCAACAGACACUGGCACUAGCUAAAUUUAUGCACUAUAAUACUACUACAUUGUUGAAGACUUUCAACGCAUGCGCAGUGACAAUGAAUAAUGCAUAAAACCAUUCAGCGGCCAGUCACGAGCAAGCAGCUAGCUAGCUAGCUAUACCUACCUACCGACCGCGUUCGCAUGGAACCCGCAAGUAGACAUUCUUUGCUCCUUUUCCCCUUCUUCCUGACGCUCUGCUGUGCAGUCAGGACUCUGGAGGCGGCUGGCGGCUGCAGCUGGAAGGUGAAAUGGGUCGACUACGGAGGAGGACCGAAAGACAUCGCAUGCAAAGAUUCCCGAAGAACGUGGUGGGCUAGGAACACCGCCGCCCACGGCGAGCUGACAGACUGCGCCACGCUGCAGGCGGACGAGUGGACACUCAGCACCGACGGCUGCACGGAGAGCUGCCCCGUCCACGCAGACCGGGAGACCUCCUCUCUGGAGUACUGCUGCACCAGCGGGCCCGGUGCCAACCCAGCCGACGUCCCCGCCAACCAAAGAGACUGCUACUACAUUGCAGUGUGUCCACUCAUCAUGUCAGCGACAAUUGUCCCCUCCGGCGGCCAGCUACUGGCAGGGCACCGGGCCUCCCUCUAUCUCUCCCUCAUCUCCCGCCCACUCCCCACCUCCCAGCCUCGCUUCCACAACCAAAUCGGCCCGUCUCUCAGCUCCAUUCCAGUCCGGAGCGACAAUUACACGAAUUACUUGAAUGCAACGGCCGCCUACACCUUCACAGUGCCAGCUGAGGGCAAAGUCUACAUGAACCUGAAUGGUAUUUCUGCCCCGGAUGGUGCUGGAUGUGGACCACUGAGAAGUAGUGGUGUCGUGGCAGAGUACUACCUGCCUAUUAUAGGAGAUUCAGUCGCUGAGCCCGAUCCAAGCCCGCAGUGUGACUGUUCCCCUCCUCUCCCAACACAUUCAGCUGAACAAAGUUCUGCAGGACAUGUUAGUCUCACUCCAUCUCCUUCCUCCUCCCCCUCCUUCUCCUCCUCCCCCUCCCCCUCCCCCUCCAUUUCCUCCACCCCUCUGCCCACCACUACAAAGUCCAUCUCCGCUCUCUCUGACACAGACUGUGAUGAGAAACGCACAGGAGUUGUGGUUUGGCUGGGGAUGGGGCUGGGGAUAUCGCUCAUGUUCCUUGUCGGUGCUGUUGUAUUUGCUGCGUGGGCUACGGUCCGGGUGUGUCGGCUCAAGAGAAAGCUACGGCAGUUUGUCGCUCCAGUCAGCAAGGAAGGCGGUCUGAAUGCUGAAGUAAAGCCUCCUCUACCAAUUGGAUUCUCAUCUCCUCCCCUCACACACACCGCCACUCCCUCCUCCCCUCCUCCCCCUCUCCCCUCGUCCUCCCCACCCCCCUCUCGCUCCUCUUCCUUCCCCCCACCUCCCAACGAGCACACUCAUCACAACAGCUCUGAGAGCAGCGUUGAUUCCGGAAAAGCUCCUUCCGAUACCGAACUGUACUCCAUUCCGUUCCAGAACGAGACCAGUCCUCGGUCGACACAUUGUACAUCUCCAGACACCUCGGCCAAGCGUCAGCUGUCUCUUCACACGCCUGCAGCGGCCGUAUCUCCCGGACAUGUUGUGAGCACGGCCAGCAGCAGUGUGGUGGACCUGCAGACUGUUGAUCACAUGACCUCGGUACACUGUGUUUGUUAUCAACACGAAGGGACGGAGAAAUAUGCAUUCAUUAAUGGACAAAUGUACAGGAGGGAGGAUGAAGAAGUCAAUUUGGACGAAUCUCUCAACAUUGGCUCCCCGAGAGUUAUUUAGGAGGAGAAGACCUCUCUUAUAGGGCCAGUUUCAAUCUCUGCACACACGCCAACUAAAAUGGACAAGUUGAAAGCUACAUGACGAGUCCACUAGGUGACAAUUGAAAACACCACACGGACGUGCAUCGCUUUCAGCAUCCUCUGUAGUACACAUCACUUCAUGAGUAUCAUUAUAACCUCUUUCACUUCUUUAUAUAUUCAUUUCGAGCAAUGCUUUU